Lytechinus variegatus (green sea urchin) is the source of this 1172-nucleotide messenger RNA. Its product is annotated as transcription factor 7-like 2. Lineage: Eukaryota; Metazoa; Echinodermata; Echinoidea; Temnopleuroida; Toxopneustidae. The transcript is spliced from 3 exons. The record is from RefSeq and is a predicted model, not a curated record. Bases 196 to 594 code for a protein of 132 amino acids.
ACCGAACUGUCAAUCAAGGGGUGCGGCAGCGCUUUGAUGUUAGCCAGACUCGCACUUCGCACACUGCAUGUACACAAGUGAAUGGCGAAAUUCAGUGGAGCGGGUGCUUGUUUCGAAUGGGUCUAACGCGAAAAAGUGGGGUCAACACGGGGAGAUUUUUACUGCUAUUUCUUGUUGGAUUUUUACUAGGGAACGAUGCCACAACAGCAUAGUCGUGGUGGAGAGGAUGAUGGACCACCAGAUGAAACCAAGACUUAUCAUACUGAAGGAGAACAUGAGGAAAAGGCGAGCGAAAACGUGGUCGGACCUCGGGACUCGUUCGAUGAUCAUGAGUUGAACGACGUAAAGUCUAGCUUGAUCGAUGAGGGAGAGUCGGUGUCGCAUAAAGGCUCAACUUCGCAGAGAAAUAAACGGUUGAGCUCAAGCUAUGGCGACCAUUCAAAAGAAGACCGCCACAAGAAGCUUCACUCGGUCAGCGACGGGUCCAAGCUUGACCACGCUGCUCGUUUUUAUCCAUACUCAAGCCUGUAUAUAACCAGUGCUGGCUACCCAAAUGGAUCUAUGGUCGGAGGGCCAGGGGUGAGUUACAAUUGAAUUCAUAAUCCUCGACCUUGUUUUCCUCCGAAUCGAAACGGCCCGUAAAUCACUGCUCUACUGUGUAGCAGUAGUGUAUAACGUGUACACGUAAACCCACGGAGCAUGGCUUUGUAAAUGCACCUCUUGGCUUUACAGUGGAUAAUGCCUUCCUGUAAUAUGGGUCUGCUAUGGGGUGCAAUGAUGGUAACCUUGCUUAUAGAGGCAUUCACAUGGGUUUGUGUACACAGGGUCAAAUAGAAACCACAACCUCGUUUCAACUGAUGUGGUCUGUAGUCAAAAUAUAAUGUCUUUUUUGUUUUCUCUUGCUGGUUCAUGUCCUUUCUUGGGAAGUUUUUUUUUUAUUUAAAAAUAGACCCAAGAUUUUUUUUUCUUUCCCACUGGAUACUUUAUUUUUAAAAAAUAAAUAUAAAAUUCAUAUUAAAGAUUGUGAUGUAUUGUCUUAAGCAUACAGUGUUUACUACUAUCUUAAAAAAAAUGCUCUGUGAAAGUACUUGUUUCAGUAUUUGUUUUUUAUUUAAUUGAAUCUAGUUUAUAACCUGGGAUUUGAUGGGAAAGAUAUCACAAAAAUAGAAAUU